AGUUUCAGUAAAGUUUUCGACUCAAGCGGAUCAAAGCGGAGGAAAAAGAAAAUCACGAACGAAGUGGAUUUGCUUUAAGAAUUUUAAGAAAAUGAAGAAAGAUUUUUCUUUAAAAUUGAUUCUUCUCUUGGGUCUUGUUAAUGCAAUAAAUGGUGACUCAAGAACCCGAGUUGUGUGCUAUUAUGAUACGAGAAGUUCAUCAAAGACCGGUCUUGGGAAAGUAAUGCCGGUUGAUAUUGAACCGGCACUUUCAUCUUGCACUCACUUGGUUUAUGGAUAUGCUGGAUUGGAUGCGACUACUUUUAAAAUCGCUCCAUUAAGAACUAAUGAAGAAUUGGAUAAAACUAACGGCCUUUACAAGCAAAUCACUUCGCUAAAAACCAAAUAUCCGAAUCUUAAGAUAUUGCUGAGUGUGGGAGGAGAUGCUGACGUAGACCCAGAAAAUGAAAAAUUAUUCUACGAAAAAUAUUUAGCACUUCUUGAAUCGAGUACUGGAAAAAUUGCCUUCACUAACAGCGUCAUCUUAAUCCUCCAGGAUUAUGGUUUUGACGGCUUAGAUCUUGCAUUUCAAUUCCCCAAAAUGAAGCCAAAAAAGAUUCGUUCAAGUGUUGGUUCUGUAUGGCAUUCAUUUAAAAAGACUAUUGGUGUGGCUGGCAAACCAGUAGAUGAAAACUCUGAACAACAUAAAGAUCAAUUUACGGGCUUGGUUGUAGAGUUGAAGAAUUCUUUCCGUUUGGAAAAAUACGAACUUUCUGUUACUGUCCUUCCCAAUGUCAAUGCGACUCUUUACUUGGAUGUUCAAUCUAUCAAAAAUUAUGUGGACUUUAUAACUAUGGCAGCUUUCGAUGUUGUUACCCCGAUUCGUAAUCCCAAAGAAGCCGAUUAUCCUGCACCAACACUUUCCGUUAGUGAUCGCAAUACUGAAGAGAAUGUUGAUGCGUGGGCAGCAUUUUUAGUUUCUGGUGGUCUUCCUUCAUAUCGAGUUGUAAUCGGUGUGCCAUCGUAUGGUCGUGCUUGGAAAAUUGAAGCUGAUGCAACUGUGACAGGUUCACCUCCAGUACAAGCCGAUGGUCCAGCGCCUGAAGGCGUUCAGACAAGAACUGCUGGUUUGUUCAGUUACACUGAAAUGUGCGAUAAGAUUUUGAACACACGAAAUAAAGAUUUGAAAGGUGAAUACGCACCUUUGAGAAAAAUUGCAGAUCCUACGAAACGUUACGGAAUAUAUGCUUUCCGUUUGCCUGACGAAAAUGGUGAUUAUGGAAUGUGGGUUGGAUAUGAAGAUCCUGAAUCAGCCGGAAACAAAGCCGCAUUCGUUCGUGGCAAAGGAUUUGGUGGAAUUGCUUUGUUUGAUUUGUCACUCGAUGAUGUCAAAGGUGCAUGUCAUGGUACAAAGUUUCCAAUCUUAGAGCGAAUCAAAAAUAAAUUCAACUGAAAAUUUAAUCAUGAUGUGUCAAAAACAAUGAAAACCAUGAAACCAAUAAAGUUUAGUUUCUGAUGCUAACAAAAAUAA
Molecule: messenger RNA, 1510 nt
Organism: Clunio marinus
Lineage: Eukaryota; Metazoa; Arthropoda; Insecta; Diptera; Chironomidae
Source: the annotation of a GenBank genome assembly